AUGUCCGACUCGAUCAACUUUGUGUCCUUCAACCAGGACUACAGUUGUGUGUCUGUCGGCACCCCUCAGGGCUACAAAAUCUACAACUGCGACCCGUUCGGCAAAUGCUUCUCCAAGGCCGACGGAGGCAUGGGCAUUGUGGAGAUGCUCUUUUGUACCUCGUUAAUAGCCGUUGUGGGGAUGGGCGACCAACCACAAAACUCUCCUCGCCGACUCAAAAUCGUCAACACAAAACGACAGUCGACCAUCUGCGAGCUCACGUUUCCCACUGCUGUUCUAGGGGUACGUCUCAACCGACAACGUCUGGUGGUGCUCCUGCAGGAUCAAAUCUACAUCUACGACAUUAGCAACAUGAAACUGGUGCACACAAUCGAGACAAGCCCCAACCCUGGAGCCGUCUGCGCCCUGUCAGCUUCCUCUUCCGACAACAACAACUACCUGGUGUACCCUUUCCCAGCUCCUUCGUCCACUGCAUUCAAUCCAGGCGAAAACAAUAUCAACGACUCAUCUCCCAAUAGAAAGGGUGAUGUAACCAUCUUCGAUUGCAACUCUCUUCAGCCCGUGAACGUCGUCGAGGCACACAAGACUCCCUUGGCAUGCCUGUCAUUGAACUCUGACGGUACACUACUGGCUACAGCCUCCGACAAGGGUACAAUCAUCCGAGUGUUCAGCGUUCCCAAGGCCCAGAAGCUCUACGAGUUCCGUCGAGGCACCUACCCGGCCCAGAUCUUCUCUAUCAACUUUAAUCUGGCCUCCAAUCUCAUGGCUGUUUCCUCUGCCACAGAAACAGUCCAUAUCUUCCAGCUCGAAGCGGGCGUGUCCAGCACUCCCGAGGUGCCCCAGGACACGGAGCUGGCUAUUCCCACACGUACCCCACAACAGAAGGGUAUGGCUUCGGUGUUUCGGAAGUCGUCUCGAAGCCUUGGAAAGGGUCUGGCAGGAGCUGUUGGUUCAUACCUGCCCCAGACCUUCACUGGAAUGUGGGAGCCGCUUCGAGAUUUUGCAUUCAUCAAACAAACGUCGCUCCCCGGAACCCGUUCGGUGGUCAGUGUCACUUCCACCAACCCUCCUCAGGUGCUGGUGGUGACUCUGGAAGGUUAUUUUUACCAGUACACUCUCGAUCUGGAGAAGGGCGGCGAGUGUGACCUGAUUCGACAGUACUCGCUUCUGGACAAUGUCGAGGGGUCGCUGUACGGCCCUUAG
Molecule: messenger RNA, 1203 nt
Organism: Yarrowia lipolytica CLIB122
Lineage: Eukaryota; Fungi; Ascomycota; Dipodascomycetes; Dipodascales
Biological process (GO): nucleophagy; autophagy of mitochondrion; protein localization to phagophore assembly site
Cellular component (GO): fungal-type vacuole membrane; phagophore assembly site membrane; extrinsic component of membrane
Molecular function (GO): phosphatidylinositol-3-phosphate binding; phosphatidylinositol-3,5-bisphosphate binding; protein binding
Source: RefSeq, a predicted model, not a curated record